This is a messenger RNA of Alligator mississippiensis (American alligator), 829 nucleotides long. It is a transcript of the gene TIMM9, whose product is annotated as translocase of inner mitochondrial membrane 9. The coding region runs from base 131 to 400 and encodes 89 amino acids. The record is from RefSeq and is a predicted model, not a curated record. The transcript is spliced from 4 exons. Lineage: Eukaryota; Metazoa; Chordata; Crocodylia; Alligatoridae.
AGUGUCCGGGUGGAAAUAAGGAUGGAGACCAACCGGCCGCUUCUUCCAGGGGCUUCGUCACUUCCGGGGUGGGGGACCCUUCCCAGCGCUGCACCCGCCCGCGCGGGUGUCUGAGUCGCAGUGAUAAAAUAUGGCCAGGCAAAUACCAGAAUCUGAUCAAAUCAAGCAGUUCAAAGAGUUUCUUGGGACAUACAAUAAGCUUACAGAAACCUGCUUCCUGGAUUGUGUGAAAGACUUCACUAGCCGAGAGGUUAAAUCAGAAGAGACAACCUGCGCAGAACACUGCUUACAGAAGUAUUUGAAAAUGACACAGAGGAUCUCCAUGAGAUUUCAGGAGUACCACAUUCAGCAGAACGAAGCUCUGGCUGCUAAAGCAGGACUUCUUGGCCAGCCUCGCUAGACAAGACUGCUGUGUUCAGACUUCUUUCUAAAGCAGUGCCAAUGUUUACUGGGCUGGAAGUGCAGAUGUUUUGAUCUAACAGCUGUUGUGGGUGUAUCCACCGGAUCAGAACAGUGUUUUAUAGACCAUCUGGCAGGUGGAAAUUUAAGGAAACAAUGAUGGGCUACAGGCAAAUUCAUUAAUGGCCGACAGGCAAGUGGAGCCUAUUUUCAAGAGCCUUUUUACUGUGCAGUGGAAUAAUGUUGGUACAGCCUUUUCCAGAGGCCUGCAGUCUGGCAGAUACAGAGGUUUUGGGGAAUGGCCAUUUUUUUUUUUUUUUUUUAGUGUAAUUCCACUAUGACUUGAUUUCAAUACAAAACACAUUUUAUGGAAAUAUAGUAUCUAAAUGUCUGUCUUUUUAUUUAAUCAAAGUAAAAUAAUUGCAAACUG